UUUUGAGAUUUUCUUUCGAUACUUCACUUUAUUUAUAUUUUACAGUAUGUAACAUUAUUUUAUUUUAUUUAUUUGAGUAUUAUUUACGUUCUGUGUGCAAGCAGGACGUUUUGUUUUUUUUUUAAAGGGGGAGGGGGCGGACCCAAAAAACUCAAUAUUAUUUGACUACAGGUCAGACUUUUAAUUUGCUUUUUUCCCCGCUCCUUCCUCUCAUUAAUGACACUCCCGUGGUUUCCACAGUGAGUCUAAUCCCAAAAUGUCUCCCCGUAGAUACGAAGUGCACUACGUAGAGUGCAGACGCCUAUAAAAAGAGCUCACACGUAAUUAUAACAGACGGAUAUGGAAUUGUUUUUUUUUUUUUUUUGUUAAAUUUUUUAUUCAAACCACGGUUUACUUUGCUAAAUAAAUACCACCAUAAAUGGCUGUACUAUAUUGAUUAAGCGUGCGCGUGCAGUGAAACCCUUUAUGUGUAGGGCACCUAAAAAGGACGCGGUGAGCAGUUUGGGAUGCGGUUUAGCUAGCUAAACUAAGUAACCACUAACUGACAGCGUCGUGCUCGAGCCCUGACAGGAAGGGCAUUAUGUUUACAAACGAGGAUUUUUAAAGCAGGACAAAAACAAACCAGGUGUUAGCAUGAGCUCGAGCUCCGGACAGGAACAGGGAGCCGCUGCGGCGCUCGCGGUCACCGCCGAGUCUCCGGUUCGAGGCGUCUCGGUGACGGGGAACAUCCGGAGACUUUUCAGCCACGUGCGGGUUGAAAACCUGGCCGCCGGGCUGAGUGGAGGUGUGGUGUCCACCAUGGUGCUGCACCCGCUGGAUCUGGUUAAAGUCAGGUUUGCAGUGAGCGACGGCUUGGAGCUCAGGCCGAAGUACCACGGCAUUUGGCACUGCAUGAGGAGCAUCUGGCAGCAGGAAGGACUUCGUGGCUUGUACCAGGGGGUCACGCCGAACGUCUGGGGCGCCGGAGCUUCAUGGGGUCUUUAUUUCUUCUUUUAUAAUGCCAUCAAAGCGUAUGUCAAGGAGGGCCGUCAGACAGAGCUGAGUCCCACGGAGCACCUGGUGUCCGCAGCACAAGCAGGAGCGAUGACUCUCUGUCUCACGAACCCGAUCUGGGUGACAAAGACACGCCUGAUUCUGCAGUACAACUCCGAUCCAAGCCAAAAGCUGUACAGGGGCAUGCUGGACGCUCUGGUGAAGAUCUACCGUCAGGAAGGAGUAGCCGGACUCUAUCGGGGGUUUGUUCCCGGCCUGUUCGGGACGUCUCACGGAGCUCUGCAGUUCAUGGCAUACGAGGAGCUGAAGAGAGACUACAACAAAUACAGAAACCUGCAUUCAGACGCUAAACUGAACCCGUUAGAGUACAUCACAAUGGCGGCUUUGUCCAAAAUCUUUGCCGUGGCCACCACGUACCCGUACCAGGUGAUCCGAGCUCGCUUGCAGGACCAGCACACGAGCUACACCGGGGCGGUGGACGUCAUCCGGAGGACGUGGAGGAACGAGGGUCCUCUGGGCUUCUACAAAGGCAUGGUGCCAAACCUGAUCCGGGUGACGCCGGCCUGCUGCAUCACCUUCUUAACGUACGAGAAGGUGUCCGGCUUCCUCCUGGACCAGCAUUAAUGAGACAUCCGAGAGGCGGGGGCGAUCGCAGCACGUUGGCGCCGAGAGAGAAGGAGAUGCUAGUUUAGCACUGAGAUCAAGCUCUCGCUGGGCCACGAUGGAGACCACACCCCCUGACGAGAGGUGGAACGAGGGUUCUCGUGAAGCAGACAUUCUCUGGCUCUUAUACAAAGCUAAACCGAUCUGCUGCUGCUUUGAGUUUACAUGUGUAAGAUUCAUUGGAAAGACUAUGCGUCAGAACUGAAGCGAUGGAUGGAUGCGUUCGA
Ictalurus furcatus (blue catfish) is the source of this 1883-nucleotide messenger RNA. It is a transcript of the gene slc25a32b, whose product is annotated as solute carrier family 25 member 32b. Gene Ontology annotation, cellular component: mitochondrion. The record is from RefSeq and is a predicted model, not a curated record. Gene Ontology annotation, biological process: folate import into mitochondrion; nucleotide transport. Lineage: Eukaryota; Metazoa; Chordata; Actinopteri; Siluriformes; Ictaluridae. Gene Ontology annotation, molecular function: folic acid transmembrane transporter activity; FAD transmembrane transporter activity. The transcript is spliced from 8 exons. The coding region runs from base 634 to 1617 and encodes 327 amino acids.